Messenger RNA from Python bivittatus (Burmese python), 3802 nucleotides. The record is from RefSeq and is a predicted model, not a curated record. Lineage: Eukaryota; Metazoa; Chordata; Lepidosauria; Squamata; Pythonidae.
AUAAAAUCAUGAGCCUGCUUGUGCAAAAGCCUCUUGCGGAGGCUCAUGUGCCCAAAAGGCGGCUGCGCUCUGACAAAGCAUCCAAAGCGGGCAGCCCAGCGCCCAAGCGCCCACGUCUGGACAAGGUGCUGGGGCCAACGCCCUGCCUCCAGCCCCUGCCUCACUGCCCACCGGCUGCGGACCAGGGCCUGACCAUCGCUCACAUUGGCCCCUACAUCCUUCUGGAGCCCACGGAAGGUGGGCGCUGCUACCGGGCUGUGAACAGACACACCGAGGCAGAGGUUACCUGCAAGGUUUAUCCAGCUAAGAGCUACCCAGAGGUGAUGGCUCCAUACGCUGCUCUCCCCUCGCACCCCAACGUUGCCCGUGUGACUGAGGUCAUUGUUGGAGACCAGAACGUUUAUGUCUUUUUGGAGCCCGGGAAGGACAACAUGCAUGACUUGGUGAGACGGCGCAAGCGUGUGCCAGAGCUGGAGGCUGUCGCUCUCUUCCAACAGAUGGCUGAAGCAGUUGCCCACUGUCACCAACAUGGCAUCGUUCUCCGGGACAUCAAGCUGAGGAAGUUUGUCUUUGCUAACAGAGAACGGUCCAGGUUGCUGCUGGAGAAUCUGGAAGAUGCCCAGGUGCUGCUCGGUCUGGAUGAUGCUUUGGUGGACAAGCACGGCUGCCCGGCAUACGUGGGCCCCGAGAUCCUGAGCUUCAAGGGUUCCUAUUCUGGAAAGGCAGCCGAUAUCUGGAGCCUGGGAGUGGUCCUCUACACACUGCUGGUGGGCUGUUAUCCCUUCCAGGAUACCAAGCCAGCCUCGCUGUUUGGCAAGAUCUGUCGCGGACGCUUCACUGUUCCAGACGACCUCUCGCCCAAAGCUCAGUGCCUUAUCCGGUGCCUCCUGCGAAGGGAUCCGGCCGAAAGGCUGACCGCCCAUGGAAUCCUCCUCCAUCCUUGGCUGGCUUCUAGCCCCGUCCCCAAGGCCUUAUGGGUCAGCACCCCUGGCGUGCAGGGACUAGAGCAAGUGGUUCCUGAAGUGGGGAGCUGGAAAAAGAGUUCGGACAAACUGCAAGAAGAAGCCAGCUGAAGUGCCCUUGAGGGGGAAAGUGCAGAAGAAGGAAUGCGUCUGGCAUGGAAGGAAGAUGGAUGGUUCCUUGCCUCCUUGACGCCGUAUCUCAGCAGCCUAGGAAGUGCCUUUUGGUGGACAAGGACCUUUCAUCUUUGCCCUCCCAUGGGGCAGAUGUCACUUUACCCCCAAACGUGGGGAGGGGGGGCCCAUGCCCCUUUCCCCUUUGCAUUGUAGCAUAUGCCAAAGAAACCUUGGGGAGUUUGGUGGUCACCAGCAAACUUUCCUGCUCUUAAAGAGGGCUGUUUUGCACCUUUAAUUCGGGAUCUGUAUUGCUGGUCUGGAGAAGGACCGUGGAGCCCCCUGGAUGAUUGGAGAAGGAGAUCUGGGGGGAAGCCCCAAUUGUAGAUCUUCCCUUUUCAGCAUCCAAUGGCUGGAUUUCAGGAUCCACGAUUUCACUGGAAGGGAUGGAUUGAAAGAACCGCUCCCCAUCCCCUGGAGCCCAAUUUUGAGGGACCCACACUUUGCAGAGAAUUGGGAUCACUUUCCCUGGUGCCAAAGAAAAGGCUGAUUUGCAGGAUGGGACUGAUGCUUUCUGAUGGGGAGGAGGGGGUAGCCUCAGAGAGAAGAGGCCAAGGUGGCCCACUGUGCUUAGGACAGAUACCUGCACUAGGAGGGUGGUUGGAUUAAUCAGUGUUUCUCAACCUUGGCCACUUCAAGAUGGGUAGACCUCAACUCCUAGCAUUCUCCAGCCAGGAGGCUGACUAGGGGAUUCUGGGACUUGAAGUCCAUCCAUCUUGAAGUUGCUGAGGUUGAUAAACACUGCUCCAGAGGGUCUUCCUUCACCCUCUGAGUCAGAAAUGUGGCCCAUUGCAUCAAGGGCCUUGUGACAUUGGAAGAUGCCUCCCUUUUCUGUAAUGCUGUCCACCAUAUUUUCUAAGCUUGGUGACUUUGCUUUGGUUGGUUUUCCACCUCUGCUGCACCCCAGGAUUGUGUCAACUUGGGUGUGUGUGUGUGUGUGUGCGCACACGUGCUGAUUUUAACCACAGCCUGUGAAGAUGGAACAGUGGUUUUGAGGGUGGCGAAACAAGGUCCUUGUCAUGUGAGCCCAUAGUUCUUGGUUGGGUUUGAAAACCCAGCCAAGACUGGGGGUCAUCAAGAUCUGGUCCUUCCUCCUGGCCUCAGGAUCCUCCCCAUAACAGCUCUGGACAACCCCUCCCUCAAGUUUCUUUCUCUGACUCCAAAAAUCGAGAUGUUGUAGGAAGAGAGCCAUAAUAGAACUUGGUUGGGCUGAAGCAUAGCCAUCAAGGAAGGCAUUGAUGACUUUGCUAAGCAAGAUAUGGUUGCAUCUGAGCUCCUCCUCCCUCCCCCCAACUCUGCAGGGCUUAUUCUUGGUUUGUCCAUGAGUUCCAAGAAUUGAGCUGGACUAGUCACGGGUGCUCAAGGGUCACCUUCCCAGGCAAGCCAAACCAUGGCAUGUUGGUUCUGCCUGCAAGAUCUACCACCUCUUCCACUCCAAGGUGGAGCAUCUUCCCCCAGGGAAGAACUGUGAUUUAUGGGGAGCCCCAAGGCCAGUCAGCUUCAUCUAGAGGGGAUGCCUCAGGAGACAGUAACUGGAGGAGAAAGAGGUGUCCGCUCUCCUUCCCUGAGAACCAUUGUGGCUUCUGGCCAGCCGAAUUUCCAGCAUGCUUCUCAAACUACCUCUCCCAGAAUUCUUUGGGAACAAACUUCUCGCUGUACCUUCCAAGCUGCUUUAUGCUUCCUCUGUGUGUGUGCGUCUGUGUGGGUGUGCACGCGACCUGUUGGACCUUGGCUUUUGGGAUGAUGGGUUUGGCCCAAACCCAAAUGAAGUGCAUUCUCCAGCCUUAAGAACAGGGAUUGCAGAUAGCCUGUGGGUUUAAUGGCUCAUUCUUACCUGCUCCUUUAAAGAAAGGAAAAGCAAACUUUGGCCCGGGGGGUGAAUUCCCUGCAGAUCCCAAGCCCACCAGGGAUUGUGCAACGGCUGCCUCUCCUCUGAUCCUUUCGACUGACCGCUUCCAUUACCCAGACGUUGGUGUGUGUAGCAAGCACCAGUGUGCCUUUUCAUCACUGACCAAAUAGCAAGAGCCACGGGGAGCCACCACGCACCUGCUGGGCCCCACACCACCUGUCUGGGAGAAGCCACCGUAAAGUCCCAUGCAACGUGGUGUCAGAUUACAUCAGCGUAUUGAUUACGUCAACCCUGAAAAUGAUUGCACGUUGUAUGAUGAGGCUACGACUGCAUGACGUCACUUUCCACCCUUGCCCUCUGCAGAGGCAUGUGGCCCACAGGCUAAAUUUGGUUAGGAUUAACCUUGGUUUGGAUUUGGGGGGGCUCAGUACAGUAUAUGCGCACACCACUUGGACAAUUUAGAGUUCAGUGGCUGUGGGAAACCAGCAAAUGGGUUAAUUCCACAAUCAAGCAUUGAACGUGCAGCCUUCGUUCAACGCCCAAACCAGGGCUAAAAUUAGGGUGGACUGUUUAUGGUGGCGCACAGUGUGAGAUCCCAGCGUUGUAUGUACCUGGUGUGCGACCCUGGCUAUCACCUUGUGCCAGAUUAUAGUUUAUUUCCAUGGGAACGUACAUUGUGUGAACCCAGCUGCUGUGUUUUAUUAAUCUGGGUUUAGUGUGCUAUGGGAACCCAGUCUCUCUCUCUCUCUCUCUCUCUUUUAAGAGCAAGUUUGCUUAUUUUUCUGUCUUUUGGAAAAUAAAAGAUGAGCUGAUUAGUGUU